Molecule: messenger RNA, 391 nt
Organism: Gaeumannomyces tritici R3-111a-1
Lineage: Eukaryota; Fungi; Ascomycota; Sordariomycetes; Magnaporthales; Magnaporthaceae
Exons: 1
Coding region: 1-261 (86 amino acids)
Source: RefSeq, a predicted model, not a curated record
AUGGAGGCAGGAGAAGGGGACGACGACCCCGACUCCGUGGACCUGGAAAAUAUACAAGUAUCGAUGGAGUUUUUGUGGACCAUCGAAUUCGAGUUCGACGAUUCGAGGGUUUUGGACGACUGGAGGAGCGGCGUCCUGAUCGAUCUCUCAGACGUUAUCUUCCCUUUCGGCUAUGGGAGGGACAGGCGUAGGUACUAUCCGGGGGACGCCAAGUGUCUCCGAGAGCAAGGCGGGGUGUACGGAAACCCCCAGAGACCUUGACGCUGCUGAAUACACAUGUAGGGGUGCGCACGAGGGGAAGUGGGCCCCGGGGCUUCCAUCGUCAUCCUGGAAACCGUGUGGGCGGCGCCAAUAGGUCUGCUCCAAAUCGUAGUAAAGCUGUCGAGGUGAG